This is a messenger RNA of Mercenaria mercenaria, 4083 nucleotides long. RefSeq lists its product as uncharacterized. Gene Ontology annotation, biological process: DNA integration. Lineage: Eukaryota; Metazoa; Mollusca; Bivalvia; Venerida; Veneridae. The transcript is spliced from 2 exons. Bases 1 to 4083 code for a protein of 1360 amino acids. The record is from RefSeq and is a predicted model, not a curated record. Gene Ontology annotation, molecular function: nucleic acid binding.
AUGGAGGCUGGUACGGCGCGCAGUGAACCGGAAUUCGACGACUGCGAGGCUACAGCAGCGUUUUUCAUGACAGCAAAAUCUAAAAGAAAACCACAACAUCUCGCGCAAUCAUCAUUCGGAAGCAGACGACAAACAGCUCAGCAGCCGAAGUCAUCCCCAACAGAAAUUACGCAUACACCGGAAGCUGGAGUAUUUCAUUCAUCAGCAGGUCUACACGGUAAAGGAGUCUUGUUGAAAACAACCAUAGCAACCGUUUCGUCAACUAAAGUACAGCUAUAUACCAACAUACUGUUCGAUGAAGGUUCACAUAAAUCCUUUAUUACGGAAAGUUUAGCAGAAGAACUUGAACUCACCAGAAACGGCACAGAGACAAUAUACUUGUCAUCCUUCGGCUCUACUAGUAACAAGAUAAUGCAAGUAGACACAGCAACAGUUUACCUAGUAACAGACGAAUAUCAGAAAAUACCAGUCAAAGUCCUGAUUGUACCUACAAUAUCAACGCCUCUCAACAACAGAUUACAGAAUACAGCUUCAAAAUUACCAUACCUUCGUGGAUUAAAACUUGCUCACCCGGUGACAGAAGACAAUAACUUCACCAUUUCUAUGCUUAUAGGUGCAGACUUUUAUUGGGACAUAGCAGAAGACCGUAUAAUACGUGGAGAAGGACCGACAGCUGUCAAGUCGAAGAUAGGUUACUUGUUAUCUCAACCAGUCCCAGCCGAGAGCGCGCACAGUACAAAUCACGUCUGCAAUGUAAAUACGUCACACUUUUCUCCAGACAUGCUUGAACGAUUUUGGAGCCUAGAAAGUAUGGGGAUUACACAGACUACUGAAGACAACGACAUAUCAGAUUACUUUAAAAAUUAUCAGCAAUCGUGCAUAGAAUUCAAAGAUAGCAGAUAUUCGACUAAGUUACCAUGGAAACUAGAACAUCCGCCGUUGCCAACUAACUAUGAGGUAACUAAGAAGAGGACAGAAAACACCAUAAGAAGACUACAGAAAAACCCGUAUCUACUACAAAAAUACGACGACAUAAUUACAGAGCAGGAACGCAGAGGUUUUAUAGAAAAAGUCAUUACUGAUACCCCACCCACCGGACAAGUCCAUUAUAUACCCCACCACCCAGUCAAAAAGGAAUCUUCAACUACACCAAUUCGGAUCGUGUACGACUGUAGCUGUCGACAGUCACCUAACUUACCUAGUUUAAAUGAUUGCCUGGAAUCGACCCCGCCGAUACUUAACGACCUUUCCAACAUACUAGUCAGAUUUCGUCUCCACAAAUACGCUGUUACAGCAGACAUAGAAAAAGCCUUUUUACAUGUAGGACUGGACGAAAGAGAUAGAGAUGCUACUCGAUUUUUAUGGUCUGGUGACAUUCUAAACCCGAGCAGUCCACUAUGUAUUUACCGUUUUAAGGCAGUUUUGUUUGGAGCUACAUGUUCUCCGUUCAUGCUUAGUGCUACCAUUUUGAAGCAUCUAGAACUCAACAAACACGUGCAGGCAGCGGAAGUCAUCCAGAGAGAUUUAUACGUCGACAACGUCCUGUCAAGCUUUGAAUCUGAGUCGUCUGCGUGUACCUACUUCAAAGGAGCUAGAUGUCUGAUGAGGAAAGCCGGUAUGAAUCUAAGGUCAUGGACGUCGAACAGUGAAAAAUUGCGAUCCUUGGCGGCAGCCGACGGAGUACUUGACAAUGACGUCAUCAUCAAGGUACUUGGAAUGCAAUGGAACCCAAAUACAGAUGAACUGUCAUUUACCAAUAGAAGUAUACCAAGCUUAGAUGUAAUAACCAAGAGGACAAUUCUCAAAUUCUCGUCACAGAUAUACGACCCUCUCGGUUUACUUAGCCCAGUUACGGUUCGAGCUAAGAUCUUACUUCAAGAGCUCUGGAAAAGUAAAUACGACUGGGACAUAUUCCUACCGGAAGUUAUAAGAGACAGCUGGAACCAGCUUGUAGAAGACCUGAAUAGAGUCACAGACGUCAAGUUUUCAAGACAGCUAUUACCUACACAGAACCCGAAUAGUACCACAUGCCGUCAUAUAUUUGUUGACGCUAGUAUUAAGUCAUACGGAGCAGUGGCAUAUUUCAGUAACGAGAAACAAACAAGAAUACUUAUGGCUAAGAACAGAGUCGCUCCACUAAAGACUUUGACCUUACCUCAGUUGGAGCUCAUGGCUGCUUUGAUUGGUGCUCGGUUAGCCUCACAUCUACAGAAGAGUUUACAGACACCAAAUGUAACGUUUUGGUCAGAUAGUCAGAUAGUGUUACAUUGGCUGACAACAUCAAAACCUCUCAAACGCUUUGUGAGAAAUCGUGUCGAUGAAAUCAACCAACUUACAGGAAAAUCACUAUGGAGAUAUUGCCCUACGAACGAUAAUCCAGCCGACUUACUUACACGUGGUAUAUCUGCAGACAUUUUCCUCGAUAACCAGUUAUGGAACACCGGUCCGUCAUGGUUGACAAACAGAGUACAGUGGCCUACCUGGGAAUACGAACACGUGACACCGCAGACGACAACUGAAAAGAAUGCUGGUAACUCAGAAGAGAUCAGCGUGUCAAGUUUACAGUGCUCAGACACACUCGGAAUCCAUAAUGUAAUUGACAUUACACAUUACAGUUCUUACACCAAGCUACUUCGCGUCACAGCUAAUGUUAUGAGAUUCAUCAACAAUUGCAGACAAAAUGCAAACAGACAAACCGGAAGUUUAUCGGCGAGCGAACUUCAUGAUGCUGAAAUUCCAUGGUUGAGAUCCUGUCAUGCGAACUCGGUUAAAGAAGAAAUUGAAAAUCUGAAGGGUAAUAGAAACCGGUUACCGCUCGUCAGACAACUGCGUUUAUACCUAGAUACAGACGGACUUAUUCGUUGCGGAGGAAGAAUUCAUAAUGCACCGCUGGAAUACGCAACAAAGUUUCCCUACCUGUUACCAAAGAAACAUAAACUUACCAGAUUAGUCAUCCAAGAUGCACACGGAAAACAACUUCAUUCUGGAGUAAACGCCACCAUUACUCACCUUAGACAAAAGUACUGGAUUCCUGCCAUUCGCCAGUGCGUCCGAUCAGUACUAAGGACGUGUGUAAUUUGUACAAGAGUUAUUGGCAAGCCGUAUCGAGCACCAGACCCACCGCCACUCCCGAAGAUCCGAGUAGAAGAAGCCCCACCGUUCAGUGUUACAGGUGUGGAUUUUACUGGUGUGCUUUACGUCAGGAACGAAACCGGAAGUGAGUCCAAAUGUUUCAUCUGCUUAUUCACAUGCGCAAUUACAAGGGCCGUUCAUUUGGAAGUAGUUCCAGAUUUGUCGACGGAUUCAUUCUUACAAGCAUUCAGGAGGUUUAGCAGCAGAAAAUCCUUGCCAAAACUCAUGAUCUCGGACAACGCCACAACUUACCUGUCAGCAGCCAGUCAACUUAAGAAACUUUUCCUGUCAACUUCUCUACAAGAAGCGCUCAGCAUGAAGGGAACAGAGUGGAAGUUUAUACCAAAGCGGGCCCCGUGGUAUGGCGGAUUUUGGGAACGGUUAAUAGGUCUUACCAAGACGACUUUGAAGAAGAUUCUCGGAAGAGCUUUUGUAACCAUGGAAACUUUACGUACCAUUGUGACUGAAAUCGAGGCAAUUUUAAAUGACAGACCUAUCACGUACACUUCCUCAAACAUAGAAGACAUGGAACCAUUAACACCGGCACAUCUUCUUUACGGCCGUAGGAUGACGUCACUUCCGUAUUACGACAUUGAAACGGAAACCGGCAUGGCGUCUGUUCAGAUUGACCAGUCAAUACUUACCCGGAGAGCGAAGAUCCAGGCGAAUAUAAUCAACCAUUUUUGGAAACGCUGGAAGACUGAGUAUUUGACCUCUUUACGAGAAUACCACAAAACUACAGGAUCAAACGAACGAUCUAUACGGGCCGGAGAUGUGGUACAAGUUCACGAUGAAGGACCAAGGCUGCGCUGGAAACUUGCAGUAGUCCAGGAACUGAUUACAGGAAAUGAUGGUUUAGUUCGCGCCGCGAAAAUAAAGACUGUAAAUGGGCUAACGACGAGACCAGUGGUGAAACUGUAUCCGUUAGAGACUGUUACCAGUGAAAAGUGA